Solea senegalensis (Senegalese sole) is the source of this 4231-nucleotide messenger RNA. It is a transcript of the gene prrg3, whose product is annotated as transmembrane gamma-carboxyglutamic acid protein 3. Gene Ontology annotation, cellular component: extracellular region. The transcript is spliced from 4 exons. Gene Ontology annotation, molecular function: calcium ion binding. NCBI's taxonomy places the organism in Eukaryota, Metazoa, Chordata, Actinopteri, Pleuronectiformes, Soleidae. The record is from RefSeq and is a predicted model, not a curated record. The coding region runs from base 112 to 834 and encodes 240 amino acids.
GGUAGUGACUCGUGUGGGAGUUCCCUGGAGUCCACGAUGGAAAAGGAAAGGCCUUUAUCAAACGGAAUGAAGGUCUGUGCCUCGUCAGUGUGUGAAUAACAGGGCAGGAGCAUGGCUGCAGCGUUCCUUGAUGGUAGGGAUGCUCACUCGGUCCUGAAGCGUUUCCCUCGAGCCAAUGGCUACCUGGAGGAGCUGAGACAAGGCAACAUUGAGAGGGAGUGUGGUGAGGAGAGCUGCAGCUUUGAGGAGGCCAAUGAAGUGUUUGAGAACAAAGAGAGAACGAUGGAGUUUUGGAAAACCCGUGGUGCCUACACAGUGAGCAGUAACAACGAGGGUCGCUCUGAGCGCGCUGACACAGUCUACAUGGUGGUUCCUCUGCUGGGCGUGGCCCUGCUCAUCAUCAUUGGCCUCUUCAUCCUCUGGAGGUGCCAGCUUCAGAAGGCCACCCGUCGAAGACCCGCCUACACCCAAAACCGCUACUUGGCCAACAACCGCAGCACCCGCAGCCUGCCGCGAAUUCUCGUUUACAGGGAAACAGUUUCACACAAUGAAAGCUCUCACCACGAGUCCAGCUCACAUCCCACUGUAGUUGUGAGCGGUGCUGAGCGAGGAGGAGGUUCCCAGAUGGAAUCACAAGGCCUUCACCAGCAGAACACACACGGCCUCUAUGUCCAGGACUCCUCCAUGUCGGUGGCCUCUCGGUUAUCUGGUGCCACGCCACCUCCAUCUUAUGAAGAGGUGACGGGACACCUGGAGAGCAGUGGUGAUGAGACCUCAGCACCUUCAUACAGUGACCCUCCACCCAAAUAUGAGGAGAUAAUAAAGGAGAAAUGAUCUCCUUAUGCAUCUGAAUGAGGCCAAUGCUGACUGCUGGUUGGUGACACCCAUGUUAUUUGUUGUUUUUCGGCACCAUAAAACACUUUUGUUUGACUCCUGUGCUGUGUUUCCAACAUGGUACGGUUUGGUUUGCUACAGUAUAGUUUGGAAUGGUAAAGCCCCGGGUCAGGCUUGUGUUUUGACUGAGAACAGUAGCUUUUCAUGGUAGACGCGGUGUCGGCUGUGCCUGAUGGCCGUGUCAGCGAGAUACAUAGCGUGACGUCCUACGACGGUAUGGUCUGUAAUGGUAUAGCCCUGGGUCAGGCUUGGGUUUUGACUGAGAACAGGACCUUUUCAUGUGAGUGACAACAGACAAAAAUGGAGGACAUCGAGAGUUCUCUUUUCCUGCUCGGUUUGUUGCUGUUUGUCUCAACAGGACGUCACGUUUUGUGUGAGAAUAACAGGAAAUCAUUGGACUGUACCAUACCACUUUACUCCGGUACACCAAAGGAAGGGUGCAAAAAUAAUGGAAUGAAAGGGGCUGGUUAUUUUGGUACUGUGACUGUACCAUACUGAACCGUUCAAUGAAAACACGGCUGUGGUUGCAACCUUAAGUCACACUGGAUUUUGUUCACAGUCACGUCAGGCACUUCAUUUAUUUUGCUCCUCAUUUUGCUGCAGCACACUGUAAAUGGCAGACAUUUUGCGUGCAGCCCAGUGACUGUAUAUAAACAUCAACUACAUCUAACAGCUACCAAGAGGGAAGCCAAAACAUCCUCCAGCCCGAUGUUUAAUUAAACAUGUUGUUUUCUGUACACAAUGUACAAAGGUAACUUUUCCAUGUUUUGCAGAAACGUAAAACAGCAAAGUUUCCUCAGAGACCAGGCUGGUGUGUGACUCUACAGACUGGAUUUACUGUACGUAGUCAGUAGUGAGAGUAUUUGGAGUCCAAGCCAAAGUUGUUAAAUGGAUAAUUUCCUGUUUUGUUUGCUGUUCAUUGUUGUUUAUAUCCAGAUUUCCAUAGAAAGUUGAAUGGAAAGCCAGCAGGGCUUUAAAUUCACCUCCUAUCAUUCGACCACGAACAAGACUAUGCUCACAUUUUUGAUACUUAAACUACUGACUGUGUACUUUGUUACAGUGUUUGUAGAAAAGCUCUGUCUCUGAGAGUAAAUCCCUGUAUUUCACUGUGAAUCCCGUCAUGUUAGACAGUUAACUUCUUUCAUCUGCUGUGGCCUCGUGGUGAUGAACCAGGUUCUGUUGCUUUGGGUAAAAAUGUGUGUGGACUGAAUCUCCUUAGUAAUGACUUCUGCUCCCCUGCUGUGCCAAACAGGUGGGAGUUUAUCCGUUGCCAAAUGUGCUUUGUCUCAGUACUUUCUAUAUAAAUCUAUGUGUGGACCAAACUGAUAUCUACUCUGUACAGGCCUUAUUUCCUGCAGUUUAAGACAGGGGCUUUGUAUAAAUACGUUAAAACUAGGGACACUUUUUCUUGCCACAGACCAGCCUCCCUAUUCCUUUGUUUUUGUUUUGGUUAAUCUGUUUAAGUAAAAUGAAAAAAAUAGAAAUGUUUAGCUUUAAUAAUCACAUUACCAAUUAGUGAUGAAGCUGCAAAAUUACCAAAUGUCUGCCCCAGCUGUGCAGAUUAGAUGCUUUUUAUUGUUUUGUAUUGGUGUAAUUUUAAUAUUUGGGUUUUGGGCUAUUGUUAAUGAAGAAAAUAAUCAGUAUAAUUGCAAGGCAGACCUGAAGAGUAUCAUUCUGUCCUCUAAACUAAUGUAGCGUAUUACACUCCUGUUUACUAUAAGAACACGCCUGGACCUAGACCACAAAGAAUCGUUCUCUUUUCAGAAAAUAUUUACCCGUUGUCCUGCUUCUUGAAGAAAACAUACAGUACACACUGCCACAAGAAACACAGCUUCACAAAUACACACUAUUCACACGUGUACAAUCAAUAUUCUGUGUGUGUAGCAGAGGUUGAUUGAUUUUAAGUAGGCACUUGCAGGAAAAUGUUGACUUUCUGCUGCAUACUACUAAUAUAUCAUCUUCCUAGUAUGUACUCAGUAUUUGAAUGCAUGUACUUUAUACAUAAACAUCUUUAUGUACGCUCACGAUAAGCAUGCUACACUCAUAAAGCGCCUGUGUUCCUGUUUGCAGGACGAGGUGAUCAGUGAAUGUCAUUGUUUUGCUUUUAAAACACAACUCUGACUACAAUUGUUACGUUUUAAAUGGUGCAGUUACUGUGACGCUAUAGUUGUUGUGCGGAGACUGGAAACAAUCAAGGCAAGGUCGGAGACACAGUGUAGCAUCACUGGAGAUGUGACCUUCAGGCUGACGGUUGUUGAAGAGCAGUUUUUCAGCACUUGGUGGUGAAAUAAUCAAAUGUUCAGCUUUUUAGUCGUUUGAAGGACUCUUUAAUGUUUACAAAUGUUAUGCCAAGUGUCAACGUGUGAGUGGGAGUUUCUUUGAGUGUGUUGUUUGGUUGUUGCCUUCAAGGAGACUGAUUCAGAAGAUAAAAUUAAACCUGAUAGAAUAAAUAUGGGUCACUGAUGACAUCUGUUUAAGAACCAGCUCCCUGAAAGGUCUAGAUGAUUUUAAAUAAUGUAUGAUUUAUAUGUGUAAAAGCUGGUUUCAUGUUCAAAUGGUGUUUUUGUGCAUUUGUUUUCACACUUUUGAUGCAAAUUAAAGUCUUUAGGUCUUAUAAAAUUAUAAUGUAACUUGCCAGAAAGUGUGAGAAAGUAGAUGAUGGGAACCAGUGUGUGGAAAACACUAUAGCUGCUUUCAGACAUGCACCAAACUGCAGACCUCACCCAGAUUUUUGACAUAAUCUGCAGUUCGUGUCUGAACACAGUUAGAAAACCCAGUGCCAUGGUCAGCAUCUGCCACACAUCAGCACACACGACUUGCCAUCCUAUUCAUAUAUACUGUGCACACAUAUCGAAUGUAAAACAAGAUAGUGUAUUUAAAAAGUUUAACCAAAGUUGCUAAAUUAGAGGAUAAGAUUAUCUCCCGUAUGUUUCCAGUUCAGCUUUGUUGCCAACAAAUAUCUCUAAAUCAUAUCUAGACCUGACCAGGCCUGAACACUUGUACAGUAUAAGACAUGUGACCUGACCAAUGGGCUGAUUAAAGGGUCUGGUAGUCAGGUUUCUAUUUCUGUUUUGCAGAGUGAGGUUCUUGUGAUAAAUUUGUUGCAUAUAUGAGUGGACUUUUACCUCACUACAUCUUGGUAAGGUGCACUUUGUGCACCAGUGGCUUAAUUUUGUAUCCUGUGCUAAAGUUCUUCACUGCCUCACUUACAGCCUGCAGCUGUUUCACACAGGCUUUUGUUUGAUCACUUCCCAGGAAGAAACACUGUUGGGGAAAAGUGACUAAUGAUAUAUUUAAUCAUGUAUGUUUCAUAUAAAAGUGAUUCUUUCCACCAAAA